AUGAUAAUUGUUUUGUAUUUGAGUCUUUUAUGGAAUCUAUGUGGCAACUCGUAUAUUUGGGCGCACGAUUUACUUAUGUCAGGUUCGGCAAUUCGUAACACACUUUUUGGUCCGGAGAACUUGAAUAAAUGUUUAAAACUCGAAUUAUGUCAAGAAAAACAACGUUUGCUUAACGCACUGGCUUCAAUAAAAAUUGAAAAUGAUGAAAAUGCUGAAGAUUUAAUGGAUUUUUUUUUAAUUGAGGGAGUUGUGUGCAAAAACACUUUUAAACCUCUUGCAGUACCUGUGAAAAUGACCACUCAAAGUCAUACCACGAAGCUAGAUUGUCUUAAUCGCUACCGUAGCCUUGAUCAUUACAGCGAGACGAAUGAAAUUGUCCAAGGCAUUAUUGUUCAUACAAAUCAUAAAAAUGUUAUGUUUCCUUUAUUAUGGACUCGUAUUGAUAGCGAGGCAGUUCUUGAGUGGAUAACGAAAAAUCAUAGAAAACAGAUAAAAGGUCUAAAGCUUAUUGUAACACCAUUAGCAGUUUGCACCGCUACUGUUAAAUUUAUUAGAUUACCUUAUUUUAACUUUACAGGAUAUGCCCCUUUGUUUUACGCAACCGCUCCCGAUUCAAGAGAUUGCGGCUUCCUUAGUGGCAAUGGACAUGCCGCUGCUGUUUUGUUUCCAGCUCACUAUGAUUAUAAUAAGAAGCCUGGACACAUUAUUAAAUUACUUAUAGGACCUAACUCUUUUUUAUCACUGGAAGCUGCGAAUCCUAUUUUUUUUGCACAUGCAUUACAUUUUCACAAUAUUCGGGCGGCUAUAAUUUCUGUUGAUUUACUUAUAAAAAGACAACAAAGUCGUACAACAAUAAAUCAAAAAACUUCAGAAACAGCUUAUGCUUAUACUAAAAAUUUUCUUAAAGCUAUGCUUGAUUCUGGCAUACCAGUGAUUGUUGCUAUUUCAAACAAACACACGUGUGUGUUUACCGAAUAUCCUCGUCUUCUACUGAUUAAUGGAAUGAAAUUGCUAACAGCUCCUGGAAUUCCUUUACCAUCAAUUGAAUACAAAAGUCUUGUUGAAACUAUUUCAGAAAGUUAUUUUGUAUCCUCAUUAAAACAUCAGACGUCUGUAUGGUCAUAUUUGGUUUUCGCUAAUAAUACAAGAACAUCAGAUUUCUCUUUAAUUUCUGGAAUUGUUGAUGGAACAAAAGAGUGUAAUGGGCGAAAUUCAGAAUACUAUCCAUUACGUUUUCUAAUUUCAAACUGGAUGAACAUAAUAAAUACGAAUCCUCAGUAUCAACGAAGAACCAUUUUAUCUCCGUUGCACGAAAAAGAAAUUCUCAUAUUUACAGUAGAUUCUAGUGAAGGCGUUAAAUGCAAUGAAUGUGUUAUAUUAAAUGCAACUCGUGGAAUUCAGCCGAAAUAUUUGGAGUAUAUUUUUUGA
Molecule: messenger RNA, 1428 nt
Organism: Hylaeus volcanicus
Lineage: Eukaryota; Metazoa; Arthropoda; Insecta; Hymenoptera; Colletidae
Exons: 3
Coding region: 1-1428 (475 amino acids)
Source: RefSeq, a predicted model, not a curated record